Molecule: messenger RNA, 591 nt
Organism: Didymella exigua CBS 183.55
Lineage: Eukaryota; Fungi; Ascomycota; Dothideomycetes; Pleosporales; Didymellaceae
Exons: 1
Coding region: 147-458 (103 amino acids)
Source: RefSeq, a predicted model, not a curated record
GGCAGCAGGGAUGGCACGACCCUUGUAUCAGAAUAGAAGCCGGUAAAGAGCAGGUCUUGUGUCGAACCAAUCAAGGAACAUCUAUCACCUGUCAGGACCGGCGCUUAUGCAAAAACGUUGAAAAGAAGCCUUGGGUUGCGCAGUGGAUGAGAGUAAAUGAGGAGCACAUCUGUCGAAUUCGACUCCGGAUCGUGAGACAGGUGGCGCUGUCACAGUUCGCAAGUGCGAUCGAAGUGCAUAUCCAUUUCGGAUCAUCAGCCCCGUCAGAAACUGCAGCUGGUCCACCUGCCACCCAGUCCAAGCCCUGCAGAACAAGGGCAUGUGAUGCCACAGAAGUUAGGACAGCAGAGAUAACCACCCUCGAGGUUUGCGGGAAGCAAGGUCGAGGGGGCCUGAAGGCGAUCUUCAAGCCGAAGCCGCAGCCUGCUGCGCACAGUAUACUGACUCGCUGGUGGUGAAGCGUUUGUGAGAAUACAGGUGAAGCUCCCGGAACGCGUGAAGGCACAAGCCAGCUUCAGUGUGAACUCGGGCAGUCGACUUCGUCGUGCUUUACUCAUUGUUUGUGACAGAAGUAAAAAGACAAGAUCUUUG